Molecule: messenger RNA, 9521 nt
Organism: Cylas formicarius (sweet potato weevil)
Lineage: Eukaryota; Metazoa; Arthropoda; Insecta; Coleoptera; Brentidae
Gene: rhea
Product: talin-1
Exons: 29
Coding region: 624-9047 (2807 amino acids)
Biological process (GO): cell-cell adhesion
Cellular component (GO): plasma membrane; ruffle; cytoskeleton
Molecular function (GO): actin filament binding; integrin binding; structural constituent of cytoskeleton
Source: RefSeq, a predicted model, not a curated record
GGGUCAAUCGGCACGAUUAUUUCUUGGAACGAGCAAGCGGUGCAUCAUUUCAUCGCGCUGAUUAGUUGGAUUUCGGACAGAUCGCGUUUUUAUGUUCUGGGAGACUGAGCAAUUGACCUAAAUUUCUCAAAAGAAGAAGACGCUGGUCACGGAAACGCAGUUAAGUAAUAAUUCCCAGUACCGGGCGUGAAUUUGCUGAUGUAACAAUCGACAAAUGUCUCUUUGGGUCUUUUGGGCUUCAGCAUCGUCGCAACACGUGAUAGUCACAGCCGCCGUCGUCACGACAUAUCGAUUGAAAUUGGGGCGUCGUGGCGUCGCCGUCGAGAUGACGGUCCUGACGCCGGCCGGUCGCGUCGCUUAGCGACGGCGGCGUCCAUCGCACGGCUUGUGUCGGCGGUGGUUAACGCGAGAGAAAAACCGGGUCGCCUGACGUACGUCGCUCGCAAAUUGGUUAAAAUAAUUGGGAGAUGAUCGCAGCCGGCGUGUGUGUCGCAGUGGAAACGCAGGGGGAUGGAAUAAAUGUUGGCGGGGCCUGCGAAUUUGUGAAUUCCCGGGACUAAUACAAAUCUUUGCAUAAUAACAAGGAAAAGCACUACGCGAAUCGAAAUCGAACUCUAUCCAGCAUGUCCCUAUCACUGCGUGUACACAUCGUCGACGGCAAUGUCACAAAGACGAUCGUCUUCAACCCAUCCACUACUGUCCACGACGCGUGCAAAAUUAUCCGCGAGAAAUGCUCCGAAGCCGCCGGACAACCCAAAGAUUAUGGACUAUUUCUCACCGACGAAGACAAUAAGACGGGGGUAUGGUUAGAACCUGCCCGUAACUUGGAGUACUACCUGUUGAGAAACGGCGACGCCGUCGAGUACAGAAAGAAGUUGAGGACGCUGAGGGUCAAAAUGCUCGAUGGUACCGUCAAAACUAUGCUUGUCGACGACUCUCACAUCGUCCAGAACAUGAUGGUGGUAAUAUGCGCGAAAUUGGGCAUAACCAAUCACGACGAGUACUCGUUGGUGCUCGAGGACGUUGAGAAUCAGGAGAACAUCGAGAACCGGAACUACGGCACCCUGACUUUGAAACGAAAGAAGGAGGAGCGCGAGCGCGAUGCAAAGAUGGAGCAACUACGGAAGAAGCUCCACACGGACGACGAAGUUAACUGGCUGGACCCGUCGAAGACGCUGCGCGAGCAAGGGGUCGACGAGAACGAGACGGUACUGCUGAGGAGAAAGUUUUUCUUCUCCGACCAGAACAUCGACUCGAGGGACCCCGUCCAGUUGAAUUUGCUCUACGUCCAAGCGAGAGACGCCAUCUUGAACGGCACUCAUCCGAUCACCCAAGACAAGGCGUGCGAAUUUGCCGGCAUACAGUGCCAGAUCCAGUUCGGCGACUACGUGGAAAGCAAACACAAACCCGGAUUCCUGGACUUGAAAGAAUUCUUGCCGCAGUCCUACACCAAAAUCAAAGGUGUCGAGAAAAAGGUGUUCAAUGAGCACAAAAAAUGCACAGGCCUGAGUGAGCUCGAGGCCAAAGUUAAGUACACGAAGACGGCGCGGUCGCUGCCGACCUACGGCGUCACGUUUUUCCUCGUCAAAGAAAAGAUGAAGGGCAAAAAUAAGCUGGUACCGCGACUGCUGGGCGUCACCAAGGACUCUGUUCUCAGGCUGGACGAGAAAACGAAAGAAACAUUGCAGACGUGGCCUCUAACUACCGUCAGGAGGUGGGGCGCGAGUCCGAACACUUUUACGCUCGACUUCGGCGACUAUUCGGAUCAGUACUACUCAGUACAGACGACAGAGGCGGAGCAGAUUCAGCAGAUCAUUGCCGGCUACAUAGACAUUAUUUUGAAGAAGAAACAAGCCAAGGACCAUUUCGGCAUUGACGGGGACGAAGGUUCGACCAUGUUCGAGGAGAGCGUCGCACCUCACAAGGCGACAAUCCUGCAACACGAGACCAGCAAGGUUGGCAAGGUCAACACCGAGUCCCUGGCCAAGCCCGCGGUUAUGAGGGCUGCCGACGGCGAAAAAACGUUCGGUAUGGGCGUUAUGAGCGGCCCGCAACAAACCACCGUCAGUGGAUCCGUGGACGUGGUGCACGCCCCGCCCUCGAGCGGCAUGCAACAAACAAAAAUCACGAACGUGACGAGCGAACCCCAGAGGGCGCUGAUUUCCACAAUCCAGGCCACCCACACCAAGAUCAGGGAAGCGGAGAUCGAGCUCGAGAGUAAGGCCCACAUCCCUGAGCUCGGCACCGAUCCUGCGGCGAAAAAAUGGAAACAGGUGACUUUGGAUACUAGCAAGCAGAACGUCGGCUCGCAGAUCGCCGCAAUGAACGCCGCCACCGCUCAGGUGGUGACAUUGACGUCUGCGUCUUACGACGAAGUGGAUCACCACGCAGUGGCCGGUGCGAUCACCACAAUCGGCAGCAACCUUCCGGAGAUGACCAAAGACGUAAAAAUGAUUGCCGCCUUGAUGGACGACGGCAACAUGGGCGAGAAACUAUUGGACGCGACCAGGAAGCUGUGCAGCGCGUUCAGUGACCUGCUCAAAGCGGCGGAACCCGAGUCCAAAGAACCCAGACAGAGUCUGCUGAACGCAGCGUCGCGCGUAGGCGAAGCCAGCACCCAAGUACUUGCUACGAUAGGUGAGGACACAGCAGAAAACAAGGAGCUGCAGGACAUGCUGCUGUCAUUGGCCAAGGCGGUGGCCAACACAACUGCUGCGUUGGUUCUCAAAGCAAAGAACAUCGCGGCCACGUGCGAAGAUCAGCAGAUGCAGAACAGGGUGAUUGGGGCCGCGACACAAUGCGCGCUCGCCACCUCGCAGUUGGUCGCGUGUGCCAAGGUAGUCGCGCCCACCAUCCAAUCGCCGGCGUGCCAGGAGCAGCUGACCGGUGCGGUGAGAGAGGUGGCCAAGGCGGUGGAGAAAUUGGCGGCUGUAUGCAACGAGGCCAGUCGCGACGAUGACCUCAAUGCACAACUCAAGGAAGCUGCGGCCGCGGUCACCAAGUCCCUCAACGACCUCCUCGACCACAUCAAAUUGGCGGCAAGUCGCGAACGAGCUAAGGAGUCGGUCCAGGAGCACAGCGUUGAGGAAAUUUAUACCGCGACGGAGAAGAUAUCCGCGGCCACCGGGGAUCCUAAUGAAAUGGUGAGACAGGCGAGACGCCUGGGCCAAGCGACUGCACAGCUCAUCCAGAGCAUCAAGGGCGAGGCGGAGCGGUUGCCCGACUCAGAGAUCCAAAGGCGUCUCCUGGCGGCAGCCAAAACGUUAGCCGAUGCUACCGCCAAGAUGGUCGAGGCGGCCAGACAGUGCGCGAGCCGGCCCCACGAUGUCGACUGCCAGGAUCAGCUGCGCCGUACCGCCGAAGAUCUGCGAGACGUAACCACCGUGGCUGCGACCACGCCCGCUCUGAGAGCCAAACUCGUCGAUAGGGUACAGGUGUGCGCGAAAAAAGCUAUCUCGUCCGCUACGCAGUGCAUAACGGCAGCCCAGGCGAGCCACUCCUACAAUCAGAAUGCGGCUACGCGCGAGGCGUUGCAACAGGACGCACGGGACGUCGCCGAGCAGGUCCCGCCCCUCGUCGAAGCUAUUCGAGCGAACUGCGCAGAGCCCGAAGACGCAAACGCGCAAAGCGAGCUGAUGUAUGUCGCGGAAGUGUUUCUGCACCCCGCGACACAUUUCGUGCAGUCAUCGAGGGCGGUGUUGCCGACGCUGACAGAGCAGACGAUCACCGAGCAGCUGUCUGUCACAAGUCAGAAACUGAACACAGAUUUGAAUGAGCUAAGGGGCGCGAUAGGUCGGGCGAAACCGGCGUGUCAAGGAUUGGGCAUUAACGCGGCCGCGCAGCUAAUCGAGGAUCUACAGGAAGAGCUAAGGGAGUUCGAACGCGCGGUCGACUCGCACAGGCUUAAACCACUACCGGGUGAUACAACCGAGAAGGGGGCUCAUCAGCUCAUCGCCAGUAGCAAGAUGGUCAACCAAGGGGUAGCGCAGCUAUUGAGUGCGACCGCCCAGGGUAAUGAAAUGUACAGCUCGCAGGCGGCCCGCGACACCGCCCACAGCCUGAGGAACUUCACGGGGGCGGUCAGGUGUAUUGCCGCGACCAGCGACAACCCGGAACUGCAGCGACGUCUAAUUCACUCAGGCCAAGACGUACUGACUCAUUCCGUCAGGCUGUUGGACGAGUCGCAGAGGAGUCUGCAUACCGUCGACACUACCCCUGGUCUCCAUAAAGCCGCUAAAGACGUCACCGCGGCCCUGCAACAGACUGCCGGUUACUUGCCUGGUCAGAAGGACGUCGACACCGCCAUCACUGACAUCAUUGAGUGGACGUCAAGCGUAGCUUCAGGUCAGUUCCCACGCACCGACAAAACCUACGGGGAACUGCAACAGGAGUUGACGACGGCGGCGGCAAACUUGAACGAGGCCAGCUCCGGUGUGGUUCAUUCGGUUCAUAGUCCUGUGCAGUUGGCAUCGUCUUCUAAGGACUUCUCGUCCGCUUUCCGCGAACUACUCGACGUUUCAAUGGAGAUGGCAGGUCAGACAGGCGACGCCAACGCCCGCGGGGAGAUGGUCAGGUCCUUGAAGGGUGUAUCCACGUCAUCGAGCGCCUUACUGACCACCGCCAAGUCCUUGUCUGCCGAUCCGAACCUGCCCAACGGCAAAAAUCAGCUCGCGGCCGCCGCCAGAGCCGUUACCGAGAGCAUCAAUCACCUGGUGAAUGUCUGCACGUCCGCCGCCCCGGGGCAGACAGAGUGCGACAAUGCGGUGAGGAAAAUCCAGGCGAUGAAGUACUUGCUGGACAACCCCAGUGAGCCCGUGAAUGACUGUUCAUACUUCGAAUCGCUGGACAGCGUAAUCGAGAAGAGUAAGGUUCUGGGCGAAGCUCUGACCGGCAUGACCAACAGCGCGCGCAACUCCGAACAUGAAAAGUUCACCGAGCACGUAAAGAGUUUCAGCAGUGCUAUCUGCUCCCUGGUAGAGACAUCGGCACAAACCGGCUACCUGGUGGGCGUGUCCGACAGCACCAGCAUAGCGGGUCGACCCGGUCUCGUUGACCAAGCGCAAUUCGCUCGCGCCUCUCAGGCCAUCCGGGGCGGUUGCGAGGCGCUCUCGUCCCCUACCAGUCCUCAGAAACGUGUUCUGGAAGCUGCUACCCUUAUCGCGAAACACACGAGCGCCCUCUGCAACUCGUGCCGCGUGGCCAGCUCGAAAACGACCAAUCCCGUCGCGAAAAGACAGUUCGUGCAGAGCGCAAAGGCUGUCGCCAACUCGACUGCCGCUCUAGUCAAGGAGAUCAAGGCCCUAGACGCCGACUACUCGGAAGGGAACAGAAGACGAUGCGCAGAGGCCACCAGGCCGUUGCUGGACGCGGUGGAGGAUCUGUGUGUGUACGCUAGCUCGAGCGAAUUCGUCACGAUUCCGGCCAAAAUAUCGGCACAGGCGCGCGAUUCCCAACGGCCAAUACUCGAAUCUGGUCGACGGUUAAUAGACAGUUCGUCGUCGGUGAUCGGGACGGCGAAGAAUCUGAUCGUGAUGCCGAGGGACCCAUCGACUUGGCAACAGUUCGCCAGCUGCUCCAAGAACGUUUCGGACACCAUGAAACAGCUGGUUGUCAAUAUUCGGGACAAAGCACCGGGAGGAAACGAGUGCGAGAACGCCGCUCAAAUCCUAACCAACCACUUGCGUACGCUGGACGCCGCCUACAUGGACGCGGUCUCCCAAUCGCUCCAACCGCGCAAGACCGCUACGUUGCCGGCUUUCAGUCAGCAGGUUCAGCGAUCGGCCGCAGGGCUGACCGACACGAUCGAACCGCUGCGACACGCGGCCAAGUUCGAAGCGGAAAACAUCGGCCACACGGUCAAUCAGAUGGUGCAGUACUUCGAGCCGCUGGUCCAGGGUGCGAUCGGAGCCGCCUCCAACAUGACCAACUCCAAGCAGCAGGAACAGUUGCUGAACCAGGCCAAGUCGGUCACCGAAUCCGCCUUGCAGUUUAUCUACGCGACGAAGGACUGCGGCGGUAACCCCAAGGCGGUCAACAUCCACCCGGACAUCGACGACUGCGCGGACAUCACUAAAGUGGCGCUCCAAGACCUGGUGCAGUCGCUCGAGAUCAUCUCGACACAGAGCGGUAUCGUGUCCGGUGUGGUAGAGAACCUGACCCGCGCGAUGACCCGCCUCUCCGACCAUCGCGCGUCACUCAUCAUGUCCGACAGCGACGGCUAUGUCGACUAUCAGACGCGUAUGGUGGAGUGCGCGAAAGAUAUCGCGAAGAUCUCGGGCGAGAUGGCAACAAAGGCGGCGACCGACACUCAGCAGCUCGCACCCCUUUCUGCGCAGCUUUCGCACAGCUACGCGCAGCUCGCUAGCGACAGUAUAGGGGCGGCGGCCGCCGCCACCAAUGGCGAAGUCGGCACCCGGCUCAAAGAAGUCGUGCAACAGUUGGGCGGAGCUUGCGUAGAGCUGGUCCAGGUGGGAGGACAGUGUCUCGUCGCCAAGGACGACAUCAUCCUAAGAGAGGUGGGCGAGUGUUCGCGAAACGUCGCUGAGAAAGUGUCCAGGGUGUUGGCGACGUUGCAAUCGGGUUCGAGAGGUACUCAGGCAUGCAUCAAUGCCGCGUCAACAGUGUCAGGUAUUAUCGGUGACCUGGAGACGACCAUCAUGUUCGCCACUGCCGGCAACCUGAACCCAGAGAACGAGAAUGAAUCUUUCGCCGAUCACAGAGAGAACAUCCUGAAAACGGCCAAGGCGCUCGUCGAAGAUACGAAGACUUUGGUCGCAGGAGCCGCGUCGUCGCAGGAGCAGCUUGCGGUUGCUGCACAGAAUUCGGUUGCGACAAUCGUUCAACUAGCGGAGGUGGUGAAAUUCGGCGCGGCCAGUCUCGGGUCAGACAACCCCGAAUCUCAGGUGAUGCUAAUCAACGCGGUCAGGGACGUAGCUAGCGCCCUCGGCGACCUUAUCCACGCGACCAAAGCGGCCAGUGGCAAGCCGAUCAAUGACCCUGCCAUGGCCCACCUAAAGGACAGCGCCAAGACCAUGGUCACCAACGUGACGUCACUGCUGAAAACCGUCAAGGCCGUGGAAGACGAGCACACCCGCGGCACUCGCGCUCUCGAGUCGACCGUCGAGGCGAUCGGCCAAGAGAUGAGGGUCCUCUACUCGGGCGGCGACGGUUGCAAGCAGCAUGUGACCGCCGAGGAUCUGAUCCGGUGCACCAAAGCGAUCACUAACGCCACAGCCAAAUCAGUGGCUGCAGGAAUCAGUAACAAACAAGACGAUAUCAUAGCGGCGGCAAAUUUGUCGCGCAAGGCGGUAUCGGACAUGUUGGUGACGUGCAAGAGCGCCGCUUACAACUUAGCGGAGACUCGGGAACUGCGGGAGGAAACUCUCGCGGCGGGACACGAGUGCGCAAAAGACUUCAGGCAACUGCUGACGGUCAUCUUGCAGGGCAACGGUUCCGCCGACGUGAAACAGACGCUACCGAUGAUAUCGAGGAAGAUCGCGCAAUCUGUCACCGAGCUUGUCGCCAUAGCCAAAAGGCUGAAAGGUUCUGACUGGAUCGACCCCGACGACCCAACAGUGAUCGCUGAAAACGAACUGCUAGGGGCAGCAGCGUCCAUAGACGCCGCCGCCAAGAAAUUGGCAAGCCUCAGACCGAGGCAAAACGUUAAGACUCAGGACCUCGACGAGUCCAUGAACUUCGACGAAAUGAUCUUGGAGGCGGCGAAAUCGAUAACGGCCGCGACGUCCGCCUUGAUAAAGGCGGCGAGCGCCGCCCAGAGAGAGCUGAUCGACAGCGGCAAGAUGGCGCGCUACCCGAUAUCCUCGUCCGAUGAUGGACAGUGGUCGGAAGGACUGAUAUCUGCCGCAAGGUUGGUCGCCGCCGCGACCCACAGCCUGGUGGAGAGCGCCAAUGCUUUGGUACAAGGAUUGGGCAGCGAGGAUAAAUUGAUUGCGGCCGCCAAGCAAGUGGCCAGUUCGACCGCCCACCUGUUGGUCGCGUGCAAAGUCAAAGCAGAGGGCGACACCGAUGCCACACGCAGGCUCCACGCUGCCGGUAAUGCGGUCAUCCGGUCUACCGACAACCUCGUCCGGGCUGCUCAACAAGCCAAAAUCGUGGAAGAAGAAAAGUAUCUAGUGCUGAAUCGGCGCAUGGUCGGCGGUAUCGCUCAGGAGAUCAACGCGCGUUCAGAAGUUUGCCGUAUUGAGCGCGAACUCGAGGAAGCCCGGAACAAAUUAAACGCCAUCAGGCAGGCGAAGUACAAGCUGAAAGGUUACGAAACGUCGGGCGACGAAACGGACGGUUACCUGAGCUCCGCCCCCGAGCAGGAGGCGUCCAGGUACCACAGCUUCGAUCAGCGCCGUUCGCCUAAACACUACCACGAUACUUACGGUCAACUGGAAAGCCCCGACAAAAUCAAUUCACUGGAACGCAACAAACACACGCCACUCCGAGGCGACGACAGGGACACUGCUCCUAGCCUUUAUCAUCAAAGCCCUGGAUAUGCCGACACUUAUGUCGCCGCUCCCCCAUACAAAAGCAUAUUUACAACACCCACCACUGGACACUAUGCUUCGGUAAAUCCCAAUAAAAGUUACAGUACUACUGCAAACGCUGCUCCGAAACCAUUUAGCGGCGGCGUAAGCUCCACAGAUGGCUACUCCAGUUCGGAAUACGUGACGAAUACCUAUAAAACGCCCGAAGGGCUACGUACCGAUUCAUACAAGUACGAGUACUACAAGUCUGAGCCAAAAACAACGUACAGUUCUUCUUCCGACAAGUAUUACGUGUCCAGCGACGGAAAAUUGCCCAGUCCACCAUCUAUCAAAACUUUUGACUCUUUUAAUAAUGGCGACGACGCGCUCUACAGGUCUUCGUUCGCUUCGAAUGUCGAAUACAUAGACGGGCCGCCCGUACUUAAGGACGACGACACUCUCGAGCAGAGAACACUAAAGAAAUCGAUCACGGAACAAAUCUUCGAAAAGAAAACGACUACGACGACUAAAUCGUCCAAGCAGGAGUCAUCGAUGAAAACGUUCAAGUUUCCCUGAGCCCUGAAUGCUAAUCUUUCGAAUUCUUCUUUUUGUUGUCGCGAGCGCAGCCACUUCGGCGAUUUUUUACGGUGACCUAGGUGGUGCUAAUCAGUUUUACUGCUUUUUGUCUUUAAUUCUUUUUUUUCUCUCCAUUAACCAAAUGAUAGACAGGGCGUCUCGCGCUAAUUACCCUGUAAAUAUUUAUAUUUUAUGUAAUUAUUUAGCUUAGUUUCCGUUAGUUUGUUAUGUGCCAAUAACGCGUCAACUGAUAGCUUUGUGUUGUAUGGACCCGCGCUACUUAACGACUUACUUAAAAGAAACGAAACGCAAGAAAAAUGUCAAGUGCCUCCAUGUUUUCAGAAAAUUACACGCUGUGAAAUUCCAGUGCCUCUACAGAGUUUUGAUUGAUUUUUUUUACAGGACAAUGGGAAGGUUCGAGUCUACUAAAUGUAACCCCGAACUGUAUUCUCACACCUUUUGUGUCAAAUAAAA